AUGCCAAACUGGAGAGACGAAUAUCUCUCUUCCCUAAGGGAAUCAGAGCUCAACAGCCCCGUCAACAUGGAGCUCGUCCAAGCCUGUUCACAAAUGGCAGACCGCAUCUCAUCCCUGGAAGCCGAGAAACUCGCCUUGGAAUCUCACCUCGCCGGUCUGGGGAACAACCGGUCAAAGUCGCCAUCCCUCCAGCCAGGCGAGGCAGCAGCCAACGAUCCUGGCGUGGCUCAGCUUCGUCUUGACCUGGCUGAGGCUUUACGCUCCAGAGGUGUGGCAGAGACGCGACUGCGGACCGCGGAAGAAGAACUGGACAAGCUGCGCUCAAAAACGAAACAGGACUCCAAAUCCAUCAGAGAUCUCACUGGAGAGCGGACAACCCUUGCCACCAAGGUAAACGACCGGGAAUACGAGCUCAGAGAGAAACGGAAGCUAGUCGAGAAUGUCCAAGACGAGAUGAUUGCACUAAACCUACAACUCUCCAUGGCGGAAAAGGAGAGGGACCGGCUCAAGAAGGAAAACAGCGAGCUCAUCGACAGGUGGAUGAAGAGAAUGGGCCAAGAGGCCGACGCCAUGAAUCUGGCAAACGAGCCCACGAUGGGAAAGGGGCGGUAG
This is a messenger RNA of Trichoderma aggressivum f. europaeum, 612 nucleotides long. RefSeq lists its product as uncharacterized. The transcript has 3 exons. The coding region runs from base 1 to 612 and encodes 203 amino acids. The record is from RefSeq and is a predicted model, not a curated record. Lineage: Eukaryota; Fungi; Ascomycota; Sordariomycetes; Hypocreales; Hypocreaceae.